Homalodisca vitripennis (glassy-winged sharpshooter) is the source of this 429-nucleotide messenger RNA. Its product is annotated as protein TRACHEARY ELEMENT DIFFERENTIATION-RELATED 7A-like. Bases 1 to 429 code for a protein of 142 amino acids. NCBI's taxonomy places the organism in Eukaryota, Metazoa, Arthropoda, Insecta, Hemiptera, Cicadellidae. The record is from RefSeq and is a predicted model, not a curated record. The transcript has a single exon.
AUGACGGCCCACGCUCACCCCCCACACCCACCAGUCAAGCUCACCCCCCCUCUACCCCAUCCAACUCCGCCCCCGCACACCCCUUCAACCUACCCACCGAUCCUAUCCCACCCCCUGACCCUAACACCACCACACAACCACACCAUACCAAACCCAAAUAGAAUUUACCACGCCAUAAUUAUCAACCUACCCGGAACCCCCCCCAAUACUAAAAACAACAUACACCAAAAUCCGCAACACGCCCCGUUCUUCCCCGCUCCCAUACACCAACCACCCCCCUUCACCCCAAGCCUUAUGCCAGACCCCCCCCACCUGGCAUCCCCCCUCUCCCACUACCCCCUCCCUACCCGACCCCCGGACGGUUACGUCCCCCCCAACCCGACGCCCUCGUGCACACUCACCCUUCCCCCCACUACACUUCAGAGUUGA